AUGGCGUUUGUUUUCCCUGCAUUUGCCUACAUAGUUGCAUUGAUCAGUGAUGCUGUGCUUAUUUUCUUUUCCAUUUUUCAUGUGAUAGCAUUUGAUGAACUAAAGACUGAUUACAAAAAUCCAAUUGAUCAAUGUAACAGUUUAAAUCCACUUGUUUUACCAGAAUAUAUACUUCAUAUAUUUUUUAAUCUCUUGUUUUUGUUAUCUGGACAGUGGCUUUCUUUAUGUUUGAAUGUGCCACUUAUUGCCUAUCAUAUAAACAGAUACAGAACAAGGCCUGUGAUGUCCGGACCUGGUCUUUAUGAUCCUACUAGUAUUAUGAACGCAGAUGUCUUGACGACCUGUCAAAGAGAAGGAUGGGUAAAACUAGCCUUCUACUUGCUAUCAUUUUUUUAUUAUCUAUAUGGUAUGAUUCAUUCACUCAUCUCAACGUAA
Molecule: messenger RNA, 435 nt
Organism: Nezara viridula (southern green stink bug)
Lineage: Eukaryota; Metazoa; Arthropoda; Insecta; Hemiptera; Pentatomidae
Source: the annotation of a GenBank genome assembly